UUAAGCUUCUGCUGAAAACAACAUCUGCUAAGGAAAAGGGGAAUUCUAAGAUGAGACAUUGCCCUAGCUGAACUCUGUUCUUGCUGCUCUCAGAGAUUUGCUGUGUGGCCUCAAGUUAGCUGUUUAAUGGCCUUGUGCCUCUUAGCACAUGUGUGAAUUUAACACACUCAUGCUGCUCUACUUGGAGAAAGGCAUGGGCCUCAACUUACUUGUGUUUGAAGAGGUUAUUGCACUAACAGUGUUGUAUAAAUGCCACGUGUUGUAAACUUGUGAGCACUUUGGCACUAAGACACGUGGUGUGGAUAUGGUUCUAAAAGAGCAUUUGUGAAGACAGAAGUUGUCUGCAGGAAUGGCAAGGCAAAGCACCUGCUGUAGGCAGUAAAUUACAUUCCAGCCUACUGUUCUGGGGUUUGUGAGUGCCUCAAAUGAAGCAGAGAGAGCGUGUCCCAAAGUACAGUGCUGCCGUCACUGCCACACAUCCAAUGUCGUCCUGCCUGCACUCUGCCUUCCUGUUCUUCACCCUACUGCCCGCCGAUUAGAACUCGCAGGCCGGGCGGAGGCGGCAGGGGCAGCCCACCCGCACCCCCUCUCUCCGCAGCGCACUGGCUGCGGCGGCAGCCGCCAGCCGGGCCCGCCGGGGCUGCCCCCGUGCCGGUCACUGCCUCUGACCUUCCUUCCCCGGCGCUGUCAGAGCGGAUCAGCGGGCGCAGCGCUGCAAUGGAGCGGCGAGCGGCAACGGCAGCCGCCAGGAGAGGAGGAGGAGGAGGAGGGAGGGAGAGUUUAGCGCCGUGCCGGCUGGCGCAGAGGCGCGGCUGAGCGCUCCAGCGGGAGCCCGGGGCCCUGCGGACCGUGCGAGAGUCAGAGGCGGAAGGAGCGGAGAUGCGGCUGCUCUCCCCGCGCUGCUAAAGCCUCCGGUCACUCGCCCGGAGGAAGGAGGGCAGGAAGGUCCGUCCUUCUCGCUGCUCUGCGGGCGCAAAGGGUGCCUGUGCUGUCCCCUCCUCUUGCUUUUAUCCCAGCCCAGGAGCAGGAGCCGCUGCCGCCCCCUCUCCCUUCCUGCGCUCUUCCCACCAUGAGCGGGGCUGUUUUCACCUUAUAAAGAUGGCGGUGUGGGAUCGCUGCAACCUUUAGACUCAUGACUGUCAGAAACAUCGCCUCCAUCUGUAAUAUGGGCACCAAUGCCUCUGCUCUGGAAAAAGACAUUGGCCCAGAGCAGUUUCCAAUCAAUGAACACUAUUUUGGAUUGGUCAAUUUUGGGAACACCUGCUACUGUAACUCCGUGCUGCAGGCAUUGUAUUUUUGCCGGCCGUUUCGGGAAAAUGUAUUAUCAUACAAGGCCCAACAGAAAAAGAAGGAAAAUCUCUUGACUUGCCUGGCAGAUCUUUUCCACAGUAUUGCUACUCAGAAGAAGAAAGUUGGAGUUAUUCCACCAAAGAAGUUCAUAUCAAGGUUACGAAAAGAGAACGAUCUCUUUGACAAUUACAUGCAGCAGGAUGCACAUGAGUUUUUAAAUUACCUGCUGAACACCAUUGCAGACAUUUUGCAGGAGGAGAAGAAACAGGAAAAGCAAAAUGGGAAACUGAAAAAUGGCAACAUGAAUGAAGCUGAAGAGAACAAUAAACAAGAACUCACCUGGGUGCACGAGAUUUUUCAGGGAACACUGACUAACGAAACUAGAUGUUUGAACUGUGAAACCGUUAGUAGCAAAGAUGAAGAUUUUCUUGACCUUUCUGUUGAUGUGGAGCAGAACACAUCAAUUACACACUGUCUAAGAGACUUCAGUAACACAGAGACAUUAUGUAGUGAACAGAAAUACUAUUGUGAAACAUGCUGCAGUAAACAAGAGGCACAGAAAAGGAUGAGAGUAAAAAAGCUGCCAAUGAUUCUUGCCUUACACCUCAAGAGAUUCAAAUACAUGGAGCAAUUGCACAGAUAUACUAAGCUUUCUUAUCGAGUAGUAUUUCCUCUGGAGUUACGUCUGUUCAACACAUCUGGUGAUGCUGUCAACUUAGAUCGGAUGUAUGACUUGGUAGCCGUUGUUGUUCACUGUGGAAGUGGACCAAAUCGAGGGCAUUAUAUUACUAUUGUGAAAAGUCAUGGAUUUUGGCUCUUGUUUGAUGAUGACAUUGUAGAGAAAAUAGAUGCUCAAGCUAUUGAAGAAUUCUAUGGUCUGACCUCUGAUAUAUCAAAAAAUUCAGAGUCUGGCUAUAUUUUAUUCUAUCAGUCAAGAGAGUGACUUGGCAAACUGUGACAAUUGCACACAACAAUGCUGCACGCAACAGAAGGUGAUAGUCCCCCUGAACUGGCUUUUACACAGACCACAUCUUGUGUGGUUGAACAACAACACUCUGUCUCCUAUUAACUGGUCUAUGUGGUAUUGACUAUAACCAUCCAUUCUUGACAUGCAGAACUUUGUUUUGCAGGGGAUGUUUGUAGUUUUUAAGUCUGAUUGAAGAAUUAAUUGCAGUCAGAUUUUAGUGGAAUUUAUACAGACUAACGUUUACAGGUAAUAAGAUUUGGAUGUCAACUGUUAAACCAAAUACAGCUAAAGUAGUAUUUUGUAUGAAAGCAUUCAUUGCAUUUAGGGCAAAAUUGUUUAAAACUUUUUACAUGGCUUUGGGGUGUACAAAUUUACAAAGCAUUCCUUUAAAUACAUCCUGGUAUACACUUACUCAUUUUAAAUGUAAGAAAAAAACCACCUGUUUCAUAAUGGAAUUGUGAUUGCAUAGGGGACUUUUUUACACAUUACUUUCUGCUGCAAAAAGGUGUUCUUCCAAAAUAAUUUAAGCCCUGUGUUGUUAAAACUUCCAGUGCAUAACCUCAGGCCUAAAAUUCACAUAGAGGGAUUUAAAUUACAGUGCAACUAAUUCGCUGUGUCCAAUCACUUUGUUUAUCAUGAGGUAGUACUGAUGAAGUGAGAUUUCAGAACUUGCAGAGCACUGGGAGCAAGAUGACAUGAUACAGAGAUAAAUUACAUUUAUAGAGAUCGAACUUAUCUUUCUGUUAAAACAAUAUCGUAGGUUGUUUUCUUAGUUGAGCUUGCAGAAAUUGCCAGACUGCUCAUAUAUACCCAUCAGAACUGAAAUUACACAGUCCAUUCAAAUAAGUAUUGUACAUACAAUACAUAUUAUAGGGCUUGAUUCUGCAAUGCUAUGAAUAUCUGUAAGUCCCAUUUUAACUUCAGACAGAGUCCAUUUCUGAACAACAUAAUACAUAAAACCCGUUAGUUUACACACACUGUCAUGUAUACAGAAUCAUAGAAUGUCCUGAGUUGGAAGGGACCCACAGGAUCAUUGAGUUCAGCUCCUGACCCUGCAUAUGACAACCCCACAGUUCACACCACAUGUCUGAGGGCAUUGUCCAGUCUCUUCUAUAUGUCAUAUCUAACAUUUCAGACAUGUUUGACAUCAUCUGGGUCACCACAAAAACAGACAGGGCUCUGGAGUAUUUGAUUUUAAAAACAUCAAAAGGCUUAGUUUGUGAUUUUACUGAGUGAAUUUGUCUGGCACCAUUCAUGUACUGGCUAAUAAAACUGCUGAACUCGCAUGCUGGAAUUUGGCAAAGAAUGAAUAUAGAUGAAAGUAGCAAUAGGGUAUGAGAAGGGAUCUACAGGUUGUGGCAGUGGUAACACCAGGUAACUACCUUGCUUGGUUUGAAAUUUUCACUCCAUUAUACAAUUCAUGGACUUCAGUAGCGAAAUUCCUAUUCCAAUGACGUCAAUGGCAAAAUCACUCUCGUCUUCAGGUGAAUGACAGUUGCUUCUAGUAUUUACAAGGAAAUAUUCUCAUCUCACAGAAUUUAUUUCUACCUGUUAUAUUUUAUUCACUCUUGUUAAGUAUUUAUCAGACAAUGUUGCUUUUGGUCCUUCUUUUCUUUAAGAAGCCUGCCUGCCACUUCAUGGCCAGCACUCCAUUUCAAGAAAUGUCUUUGGAAGUGCAGCUAAAUCUUAUAUUUUAGUCUUCCGUAGGAAAGAGACUAAGUUUUAUUUCAUUGUGAUCUACUGUGAAUGUGAAAUAUCUUUUGUCAAAUAAUGGUGAAAAUGAAGUACUAGCUUCUACUGUAACAUCAAGUGAAGUUCAGUUGGAUUUAUCAAUGGCUGUUUUGUAAACUAAAGAAAUGUAGCACUUUACACUAAGUGAGAAACAGAAGUGGACCUUUCAUCCAACAUUAUUCAUCAUUUGUCAUGUUAUACUGAUACAAGAAAAAGGAUGCAGAAUGUAACCUCAGAGUUCUUACCAGGUGAAUAAUAGUAGCACUCUACAAAGAUCACUCACAUGAAUGAAGGCUGGUACUCACGUUCAUGACAAGCAUCAUGGGGAUGUAGCUCCAGUUCUUUUAUUGAUGUUAGAACAAAAUGUUCUGUCUCUAACACAGACAACAGACAUCUUCCAGGAGAUUUCACUUCUCACUGAGGCCCAGGAGCUUUUCCACAGGAAAGCUAAACCUGCAAAUCCCUCUUUAAUAGAUUUAUUGAUAAGCAUUCAGAAUUUCCAUAUAAAAAUAUAAUAAUCACUUGCCUUUUAAACUGGGUAAGGUUUCCUCACUGUGAAUGAUGACAAAGGCACUUUCUAGAUCAGCAUUAACCAGUACUGGUCCAAAGGUCUGUACUUCACAGUUUACUGAUAAACAUUCUUAGGACAUUCUUCAAUUUUAAAAAAGCAACAAAAAAUAUAUUCUUAAGGUAUCAUUUGAAUGUUUAGGCCUCAUGUUUAUAGGAACAUAAAUUUUUCAUUAAAAUAACUUUACAUCAGUUUAAUUUUAGGAAAUGUUUUCUAUAUUUCAAUUGACUUAUGUGAAAAUUCAUUUCUUUAAUGUUAGUAGUAUGAAUUAAUAUUUAAAUGCUAAAGUACAGGACUAUAAUCUCUGGUUUUAUUCAGGUGCAAGACAGCUCUAGGUUGUAAAACAUACAGAUAAUUGCAAUAUAUAACUGAGAGUAAAAUUACUUGAAUAGGCAUUUUCGUAAAUUGUGAAAAAAACAUUUUAAAUUCAUGCUAGCCCAUGAAAAGAUCACAGCACUGGUGUCACACCAGUCCAACAGCGGUGGUCUGACGUCAACUCUGACAAAGCGUGGAAUGUUCACUUGAUGCUAACACCAGCUAAGCUAAGGAGCAUUUUCUUUUCAUUAAAAAAAAAAUGCAGUCACAAUUCUAUAAAUUGUAAGCAGUCUAUACUGUGCUGAACGCCUUGGCUUCAGUCCAGCAAAAGUCUGUCCAUCGCAGCCGUACAAAUAAGAAUGGCACUAUUUGUAUGGAAGCAGAAUUUCUCUCCUAUGUCAAAUUAAGCACAUUCACUUGUAUUUCUUUAGGAUUGGAAUGCUCACAAGAUGUAAAAUAUUUUAGUUGAUUAAAUAAAACAUAAUUCUUUUUCUCUUAUGCUUACGUGUAGACUUCCAAUCCCUUAUGAAAGAAUGGAAAAAUAUCUAGGACAAUAAAAGCUUUUCAGCAAGCAGCUAGAAAAAAAAAUGUAGCACAGAUGCCUAAUAUUAUUCUGUGCUUCCCUAAAAUGUCUACUUUUAUGUCAUUGAGUUCUGUGGAUAUUGGGCCUAAUGACAUCUUAAGUUUCCUACUUGUUUCAUAUGCUGUUGCUGAGACUUGUCCAUUUAUAAGUCUCACUACUAUUUUCUUAAUUGGAAAAAUAACAUUUUUAUCCUGUGCUGGUUUUCUUCUGAACCCAAUGAAGCACUGCAGUGCUGAUGAAUCAGUUGUCUCAGAGGAUGAGCUCAGACUUCAACUUCUGUGUUUCACAGAAGAGGUUGUCAGGAUUUUAUGUAAUUUCUAUUUUGGGGACAUAGCAGAGGGAGGCAGAAUAGGGGAGUGAUGGAGAAGCCAUACCAGGGAAGCAGAACACCUUGUUGAAUUUAAGUCCCAAAAUUACUCCUGUCAAUUUUGUUUUAAUAAUUUACAGUUACCUCAGAGCAGUAGAUUACAUUUUAAAAGUCUUGUUCCUUUAGCAGCUGGAGUAAUGAAAAUAAAGCAGUAGGUAUUUCCUUCUCAUUAGAUUUAAUAAAGAUAUUGAAGACCUAACUAAAGGGAAACUGAAAAUCACAUUAGAUGGUGGAUCCUAAAGUGCUACGACAUCUUGUCUUUUAACUUCAGACACGGCAUUUCAUUCACUCAUCUGUUACAGCUCCAUGUACUGGGGAUCUGAGCCGACAACUUGCAGCUGCCUGUGAUUUGCUGCCUUUCAGCAGCAGAACCUUCUCGUUCCAUCUCUUUUUUGCUGCUUGUGGCUGACAAAUGUGGGGAGUAUCUUACAGCUGAAUGUGUACUAGAAAUUUUUUAAAGUUUUGGCUGUGCACCUGUUCUUUGCUAGUACCUUUUAUCAGUGUUUGUUUUAAGUUAUUUCUCUUUUGUUAGUCUGUUAUUCUAUUUGUAUAAUAACUUGUGUAGUUAAUAUUAUUAGUUUUGUUUUAAUUUUUAUGUACUUUGAUUUUUCUAAAAUGUAAUCAACCCAAGCACUUUAAGCAACAACGUCAAUCUUAUGAAAUUCCAAUCAGCUUAACAUUUUGCCUUUGUCUUCUUGCUUUUGCAGCUGCUUGCUUGUGAUCCAAUGUCUCUAGUUACAACCCAAUUUCCAUUUUUAGGCUUGUAGUCCUAGCUGAGUUGUACAUUUGGGAAGCCCAAAUUUUUUCAUGCACAUUUGCUCAGACAUAACAAGGACACAAUACUUACUACAUGUCUGCUGCACAUAGCAGUAUGUACCUGACUAGCUGGACCCACAUUGCACAUUUCACAGCCUUUUUUGCACUCUCUACUUGCUAACCUGUCUGAGCAUGACUGUAAUGCUUUCAUCUAUGGCACAGUUAUCAGUGACUAUAAUUUAGAAAAGCUUCGUCUCUUACAGGGGAAUUCGCUUCUACCAAACACAGAGUUAGCUGUCAAUCAGCUGAUGAUACAAGUAUUGCUCUCUUUGUUAUUUUAUCUGCACUCUGUACAGUCUCAAGUUCUAAUGACUUUUUCAUGGCCCUUGUGUGAGUGCUAGAAAGCAGAGCAAACUUUUUUGCAUUUCACUUCUCUACACUUGGGCUCAUAUAAAGGCAAGAGAUAAUGAAGCGGGAUAAGUGCUGGUGUAAAAAAAAAAAAUCCCACACCAUCUAUAAAAGACACUGGAUGUUUCUUAGAGGCCAGAAUCUGUGGUAUCCAUAUCAGAAAGUCAUUACCUUGCUGUGUUGUUAAUGCAAGGGUUAUUCUUAGUUUUUUAGAUAUUGUAUUCUCUUUGAUCAAUGAAAAGACCAGGGCUUUUUCUGUUGCUGAGACUCUUCUUCUCAAUUUAACAUGGCACUUAAUAUUUAAAUAGCCCUUGGUAAGCCUCGAUAGACACAGUUUUGAUUUCUUUCCAGUUAACAUGCAUUACUUCAAAGAGAUUGCUUGAACCUGUCCACUAGACUUAUUCAGAUCAACACACUCCUUUUGCAUACAAGGUCAAAUAACACCUAACAGGAGAUAUGUGCCCACCUGGUGGGACCAUCUGGGCUAAGUCCAUGCAUUUUUACACAGUAAUGAUUCUUUAUCCCCUAAGAGGUUUAUUUGCUGGCUUUGCCUGUACAAUUUAAUAUGAAAUGGCACAUAACUCCCUUUAUUCACGGUCUUGGAGUUGCUGUAAUUCUUUAAUCAUUCUGCUUCAUUUGGUUAUUAAGACUGGGACUAUUGCACAACAUAAAAGAACCUGACUUGUAUGUGCCAUUCACAGUGGUCAAUUUAACAGCCUAAUGCAUCUGAUGAAGGCUGUUGUAAGUGGCAACUUGACUAUAUGUAAGAAUAUUAAAGAGUAAGUAACUUUUCCAUGAUAGCCCACACGAGCUGGACUGGCAUGCAGCUUCCAAACCCUCAGCUUGUACCCAGCUGAAGCUGGUGCUCCUAUAGAUAACCCUAACCCUACUAUGGGUUCCGAAGUGGCAGGAGCAAACCCUUUGUGAAGACCCUUUGCGGUUCACCAAAACAUCUUGCUUGCCACAGCAGCUAAUCAAUGAAUACUUGCAACCCCUCUCUCCCUGCUCCCCAAAAACCUUAAUUGUAAGUAUACAUUCCUUAAAGUGGCUGAGCUUAAACAUCAGCUUUGUAUUUGCAGUGGUGUUCAUCUUUGCAGAUGUCCCAAGACAGAUUGUGUUCACAUACCAGGUAGUUUCCCAGUGUCCACCCAUCUCUCAUUCUAACAGCAAGAGCAACAUCAGGGCAGCCACAUCACAGAUUCAAAUGCUUUUCCUGGAGACAAUUUCAUAGCUUCAGCAGCUUUUGUCAAAGAAGACCUGACACAAGCUCCAUAACUCAUCCAUGACUCUUUAGGAGUAAAGUCACCUUAUGCUGUUUGAAUGUGAGAAUAGGGUAGGAUGAAGAAGAAAGAGAAGAGGAAGAAAUAUAGAAAGGGCUGGUUUUUGAAGGCAUUGAAUACGUAUAUCUGUUUGUAAAUAUAGAGGCCCUCUCCACCUUGUCAAAAUGACACAUUCAUAAUAAAACUAUUUAAAUAUUUUGUGUUAGUUUUUAAGUGGAGUAAGAGGUAGUAAAAUUAUUAGGCACACAACCGGGGACACAUAAAAAUACUGAAUUUCUAGUAAAGCAUACAAUACAUGGUGUAUGUGUACAGUUGAGUAUUGCUCUUUUUAAUCAUGUACAUGUAAUUAAACCCUGCAUUACCUGCAGAACUGUACAAUAAAUCUCAUGUUGAUUAUUAAGGUUGUAACAUAAGAAAACAGUAUUUUCUCCUGUUAACAUGUUUAUAUUUUACAUAAAAUAAACUCCCUAGCUGAUCUUGCUUCCA
Columba livia (rock pigeon) is the source of this 8751-nucleotide messenger RNA. It is a transcript of the gene USP46, whose product is annotated as ubiquitin specific peptidase 46. The record is from RefSeq and is a predicted model, not a curated record. Gene Ontology annotation, molecular function: cysteine-type deubiquitinase activity. Gene Ontology annotation, biological process: protein deubiquitination. Lineage: Eukaryota; Metazoa; Chordata; Aves; Columbiformes; Columbidae. The coding region runs from base 1133 to 2233 and encodes 366 amino acids. Gene Ontology annotation, cellular component: cytosol; nucleus. The transcript is spliced from 9 exons.